Molecule: messenger RNA, 1775 nt
Organism: Harpegnathos saltator (Jerdon's jumping ant)
Lineage: Eukaryota; Metazoa; Arthropoda; Insecta; Hymenoptera; Formicidae
Gene: Brms1
Product: breast cancer metastasis-suppressor 1-like protein
Exons: 3
Coding region: 298-990 (230 amino acids)
Source: RefSeq, a predicted model, not a curated record
CUCCGACUCUGACUGGCGUCCCUAGCCAUAUAUUGGAGACUGGAGAUUGGAAAUUAGCUUCGAUUAGCAGUUCUGCUAUCACAAGUGUCAAAAAUUGAAUGAUAUUUCCAAAAUUGUUCAAAGAAACUUUAGAUCAUUACGUAGUAAGUGUAGGAAUUUACAUUGUAUCUAUAAUAACCUAACGAAAACUUCAAGUAUCCGUUUAUUUCUGUUUUGCGAUACAUAUAAGGAAAUUUCUACAUAUCUGAAAUUAUUUCUGCAAACGUUUAAUUUUCUCUCUAUAGAUAAUAUAGAUAAAUGCCAAGUGUUAAAGAUGAAUCAGAAGGGGAAGGGGAAGAAAUGUCGCAUGAUAGUAAUGACAGUAAUCAAAGCUCAGCAUCAUGUGACAGCAGUGCAGAACAUACUGACAGCGAUGACUCGUCAGAAAUGGAUGAGGUUGAAUGCGAGCGGAGACGGCAUGAAUGUAUGGAAAAUUUGAUAGAUUUAGAGAGACAGUUUUCUCUUCUCAAGGAACAAUUAUAUCGAGAAAGAAUCACGCAAGUGGACACGAAACUGGGGGAGGUUCGAGUCGGAAAAUCAGAGGAGUAUUUAAUACCUUUGGAACGGCUGAAAGAGAACUUGAAAACGAAAACCGAAGUGGCCGGAAUAUUGAAGCAAUUCAGGUUAAACAAUAUUCUAAAUAAAUUUUACGCCGAGGAGCAAGCUGCCCUGCAAAAUUUCGAAAGCGAAAAGUCGAUAGUUUGGGAUGGCAUUCACGAUGAACUCCAAGACAAGAUCCGUCGUUUGGAGGAAGACAAGAACAAUGUGGAUAUACAUGCGGAUUUGUGGCUCAACACGACCAGCAGACGACGUAGAAACCAUACAGAGAGACGACGUGCCGUUUCCGUUGCGGGUCCUUACAUCGUUUACAUGCUUAACGAUACCGAUAUAUUGGAGGACUGGGCGAUGAUAAAGAAAAGCCUGAGCAGUCGGAAAACGGAGAUAAUAUAACUCGCGGUAUAAUCCAGGAGCACAUUUAGAAAUGCUUUCGAGACUGGUCUUAACGCGUAUGGAUACAAUCAGUAGCUGUUGUGAUCGUUGACGUUCGAAAAACAGACAAUGAUUUCGGGAACUCUUCUUACUUUUAGUCGCAGUAGAUCGACACUUGCAAGAUCGAGAACGGUCGAAAUCGUGCGUUUUUAACGGAGUGGACCUCGAAUCAGUCAGUGGAUAGUAAUUGCGAAAGAAUGGAGAGCUUUGAGAGAAUAUCAAUACAAAUAUAUAAACCAUGGCUAUGGAUAUCCAAACGUGGUUGCAAACUAGGGUACAAAUUGGGUAGUAGUUGUGCACAAUAAAAAUCCUUGACGGCGAACGAGUGCAUCUCUUGGCGAAUAAAUACGAAAAGAAAUUGAUUUAUUAAUUGUUAAUUUAACAAAGCGGAGAAUUAUAUAUACGACAAAUUUAAUAAAGCAGUUAACGAAGGAUAAACUUUCGACGAAAUGAUCGGGAAAUGGACGCGGAAAAUGCUCCCGAUGCUGACAUUACACAAUCAUCCUCGAUGCGUGCGAGAAUUUCGUCCAAUUGGAGGUAGCUUGAAGAUGUAGCUUCGACGAUGAGCGCAUUUCCAGCUGUGACGUUCGUCACGGAUGCGAUGUAUAUACAGUGUGCCUUGGGGGAGAAAGAAAUAAAAUAUUACAGUCAUAUACCAACGUACUUUCGGUACACUGGCGAUUGCCGGGGGAAUUACGCGCGCACGGCUAUUUGUCGCGGGGACUCAGCAGAUUCGAGUUAUCUAU